CCUUUGACCUCAAAGGUAAUUCCGAGAUGGCAGCUCUCGGGAAAUCAUCGUUGUUGUGCAGGUGUCUCAUUUCAUCAAAGGCGAUCAGGGGUUCAAAACAACUCUCACAGGACGCCGCCAUCAGACAAGGUCUCGUGGGUAUGGUGGGAAGAACACCGCUAGUGCGUUUGAAUAAGCUCAGUGACGAAACAGGUUGCGAGAUACUGGCCAAGGCAGAGUUUUGUAACGGCGGAGGGUCUGUAAAGGACAGGGCGGCGUUGUUCCUCAUCAGGGACGCUGAGCAUAAAGGGCUUAUAAAACCUGGAGGAACGGUGGUAGAAGGAACAGCGGGAAACACUGGGAUUGGAUUGGCGCAUAUUUGUCUGGCACUUGGUUACAAAUGUGUUAUAUACAUGCCAAAUAACCAAUCACAGGAAAAGAUUGACUGUCUGAGAACCCUCGGGGCUGAGGUUCGAUCCGUACCAGUCGUCCCCUUUACUGACCCAGAUAACUACAACCAUCAGGCCGACAGAUUUGCCCAAAGUCUUGAGAACGCCGUGUGGACAAACCAGUUUGACAACACUGCCAAUAAGAGGGCCCACAUAGAGACAACAGGACCGGAGAUUUGGCAACAAACUGGUGGGAAAGUAAACGCUGUGGUGUUUGGUACAGGUACAGGUGGAACUUUAGCAGGUGUUGGUACCUACCUGAAGGAACAGAAUCCUAACAUACAGGUGUUCCUCGCAGACCCCCAGGGAAGUGUCCUGUACAGCUACAUUAAACAUGGGAAACUGGAAAGGUCAGAAGGGAGUUCAAUAGCAGAGGGUAUAGGUCAAGGCCGAGUCACUAACAAUCUCAAGGACGCACCUAUCGACGACGCCAUGGUGAUACAAGACACAGAUGCAGUCGCCAUGACAUUUCGGCUGCUUCACGAGGAGGGUUUGUUCGUUGGUGCGUCGACAGGUCUAAAUGUGUCUGCCGCGGAGCAGGUUGCUAAGCUUAUGGGACCAGGACACACCAUUGUCACAUGUCUAUGUGAUACCGGACAGCGAUACUACGCAAAACUAUUCAGCAGACAGGUCCUUGCAGAGAGAGGUUUAUUAGAUUGUAUCCCUGAGGCGUACCGACGAUCACUCCAUGACUGAAGGAUUAUACCACAGACAAUACCAAGGCGACUAACUUGUAGACUUAUCCAAUAGUAGGAACGUGAAACACUUAAAGUAAAAAUAUAAACCGCCAAUGCAAUGAACUGUUAAGGUAGUGUGCAAAUGAUUCACCAGUAUUUGAUUAACUAAGGGUAAAACUAACGUGACAAUUGUUCUGUGUUAUUUUUAUGUUCACGUUACAGGGACUGAUAUUUAUGAAUACUAAACCAAGCAUUUUGACCAAUUUUACCUACCAACGCGUCAUGACAAAGGUACCCGUGUUUAUUCAUGCUUUCAUGUUUUGCCUGAGUUUAAUCGAUUUUGAGUCGAAAUUAUGGUUGUAUUCUCACUUUGGUUAAUUCUUGUCUUUUCUUCUUCUUUUUGAUUUAGAAAUAUUGUAACAAAUGAUGGGUUGUUACCAUGCUUAACUCGAGCUGGUAGAUUUUCAUAUAGUUCAUAGACAAGAGGUUUACCGUGUUUCUUUUACAAUUUUAAAAUCCGGUGUUUCUCUCAGAAUAUAUGUAUUGCAGUUUCCUAUGGAGACAACAUUUACUUGACGCCAUAAUCAGAAGAUUGACCAAGGAAAUCACGUCCAGGGUGUUACCCACUAGUGGGUAACCAAAAAUGUUUGCCAACUACGCACUCCUAGAAUGUUUAUCCAAUGAGUGGUCGAUGGAGAGAUGUUUUUUCUCCAUUCUGAUUAGAACCUGGAUGCCGAUUUUUCAGACGGAAAAUAUAUUGUAAUCAGAUAGUUUGCAUGGCCUUAGAAUCAAAGCUAACUGAUUUGUCAGAUCAGAAUGUGAUAAUUGUUUUAAUACAAAUACUUAAUUUUAAAAGUGGUACUAAAGAUAAUUUACAGUUAAUGUGAUGUGAUUUGAUUCGAGCUGUUUAUUUGAUUUAUAAAAUGCCGUUUUGAAAAUUCCUUGAGUAUGAUAAAACGGAUGACUUUUUGUUAAUUGGGUGAAUUUUAUGGUUUUGUCCGAACUGUAAUUAAGAUAUUGUUGUCAUCAGUUGAUGUGUUAAGUAAAAACAAUUGUUUUCAAUAAUUGCCCAAACUAUGCCAUACUCCAGCGUAUAUCAAUCCGUCCGUAAGAGCGUUCUUGAGCAUAGUUUUAAUUAUGACUAUAUCAGUACAUACGCCUUGCUGAAUUGUUUUUCUACAGGUCAAAGGUCAUGUCUGUAUUUCCUUGGUAUAUCCUCUUGUUUCGUUAUAGCUGCUCAUAUAAACAAACGUUGACCCACAGGUGUAUCACAACCAGAGUGUGUAGCGUGCUAUUACAAGCUUCUUUUAUCCAUUGAGUUACUAUUACAGUUCAUAUGUCAAAAGUUCACAAUUGACUGUUUCAGCCUGUUUCCAUCCACCACUUCAGUUAUCUAAGUAAAAAAUAACACACGGGCACGCCCCCUGUUACUUUAAUGUAACGUAGUUCAUUCCCUAAAGUCAAGGUCAUCGUAUAAGGUUAAAAGUUAAUAUUAGGGUUGUCAAUUGUUAACUGGUUAACCGGUUACUCUAUCGGAAAACCGCGAACAAGUUAAAGAAAUCAAUAACCGAAUAGUCGGAAUUCAUUAACCCAUGGGGAGCCCUAUGUUUACCUGACUUACACCUAUAAAUCAUCUUUCCUAUGAAAACCUAAUUGGAGUUUUUGGUUAUGAAAACCCUAUUCAGACUGACUGUAUAUUGUUGUUUUUGUACUCUAUAUUAAAGAUUGAAAAAGAGAUGCUGACCACGCCAUGGAAAGCCUGGACAGUUUUAAAAACUAAGGUGAUUUCAGUGAAACUUUAAAAGAGGUGCAAUCAUCAUUGGCUUGCUUUGUUUAUCAAACUCUGCCUCUUUUCACGAACACGGUUACCGCAUACUCGUUCGAGCCAAAAUAACUUAUAUUGUAUUCCGCUUUAUUCUGAACCAAGUGGUGCAUGUAUGUAUUUCCUGCGUUUACAUGUUGCGAGCUUGAAAUACGUACAUGUAAGCAAACUAUCGUGCUAAUUAAUGUAUAGAUAUA
This is a messenger RNA of Mizuhopecten yessoensis (Yesso scallop), 3124 nucleotides long. Its product is annotated as cysteine synthase 1-like. NCBI's taxonomy places the organism in Eukaryota, Metazoa, Mollusca, Bivalvia, Pectinida, Pectinidae. The coding region runs from base 27 to 1124 and encodes 365 amino acids. The record is from RefSeq and is a predicted model, not a curated record. Gene Ontology annotation, cellular component: cytoplasm. Gene Ontology annotation, molecular function: cysteine synthase activity. The transcript has 13 exons.